CGACGGAGCGGUGAGCGAAAUGGUAACGUUGCGGAUCCAAUCCCACAUACCCCGACUGACCAAAAACCACGCAAGCCCCAGAUUCUGCAUGCGGCACACGUGCUGGGUGGGCGCAUGUGCUUGGUGAUGUGCUGGGUCAACGUCGGGAGAUGUCGACUGCCAUUUGCAUCGUAGCUCUAGAUGGGAUGCACCUGCUUACAGGUUGACAGUUCACCCCCUCGCGUUCGCAUCCCAAUUGGAAGGAACCCAAGAAGGAACCCAAGGCCAACGAGCGCUGGUUGCUUCUCGUUGGAUCGCGCCUUCUGUCGCAGCCCACCUCGUGUCCAAUGACGACAUGUACACUGACGGCAAGCCCAGCCAAGAUCUCAGCAAAUGCUGCAGGCGCCUCAAGGACAAAAAAAAACAGGAGGCCCGACUCUCACGCCACCAUGAACCUAGGUAGGUACCUAGGUAUGCACAAGGUACCUACGCACAAGGCGUGGGUGAAUCCAAUCAGCGGCAGUGCAACCAGAUUACGCCAUCUGGUGCAAGUACGACGCAAAUAGAUGAGAUGCGCUUGGAUGCAUUCUUAUUUACGUGCAGGCCGCCACGUUUGAGCUCCUCUCAAUCUGGACCAUCUGCCAUCACCUGCCCGGACAUCUCCCACAUUUCACUGCAUCUCGGUUGCAUAUUCGACCUCUUGUUUCCCCACCCAAGCUGUACCAGCCCAAAAUGGCUUCAGCUGAGGAUCCCGAGAAGCAGGGAAAGGUCGCCGACACCUCGCCGGCGCCGAGCGAGGCCGCCCUGGGCGCCAACGACAUCGCCAUCAUCCCCAAGGGAGCGCUGGAUCCUGUCUACGAGGCCAAGGCCCGGGUCCUCAAUCGAGCAGUGCGUCCCGCUCUCGCGCAGCUGAAGAAAGGGGUUGCCUCCAAUCUACUUAUUAAUACACUAGCUGCGUCCUAGAUCCAAGAUAUUGGCAUGGGAUGGUACCAGUGGCAGCUGUUCAUCGUUGUAGGUUUCGGCUGGGCCAGCGACAACUUGUGGCCCAUUGUCACAUCUCUCAUCUUCACCCCAAUCGUCUUCGAGUUCGGCCCGAGCCGUCCGCCUCUGCUCUCGCUGGCACAGAAUAUUGGCCUCCUGGCCGGUGCCGUCUUUUGGGGAUUCGGCUGCGAUGUCUUUGGUCGCAAGCUGGCCUUCAACCUGACCCUCGGCCUGACUGCCUUCUGGGGCAUGAUCGCCGCGGGCGCCCCCAACUUUGCCGCCAUCGGCUCCUUUGCAGCACUGUGGUCUUUCGGCGUUGGCGGUAAUCUUCCCGUCGAUUCGGCCAUAUUUCUCGAGUUCCUGCCGGGUACCCACCAGUACCUCCUGACCGUCCUGUCGGUCGACUGGGCAAUCGCCCAAGUCAUCGCCACACUCAUUGCCUGGCCGCUUCUAGGAAGUUUGACCUGCCAGGCCAAGCAGGUGGAUGGAGUUGCCUGCUCCAAGGAGCAGAAUAUGGGCUGGCGCUAUUUUGUCAUCACCAUGGGUGGUCUCACCCUCUUCAUGUUCCUCUUCCGCUUCCUGCUCUUCACCAUUUAUGAGUCGCCAAAGUACCUUAUGGGCCGCGGCCGCGACGAGGAGGCUGUCCGCGUCGUGCACGAGGUCGCCCGCCGCAACGGCAAGACUACGCCACUGACUUUGGAGCACCUCAAGGCCUGCGAGCCCGAGGGCUACGUGGCAAACACGAGCGCCGCGACCGCUGUCAAGCGCCAUCUCAUCCAACACCUCGACUCGAACCAUGUCAAGGUCCUCUUUUCGUCGCCACGCCUUGCCCUCAGUACGGGGCUCAUAAUGGCCAUCUGGGCCCUCAUCGGCCUGGCCUAUCCGCUGUACAACGCCUUCCUUCCCUUUAUCCAGCAGACGCGCGGCACCGACUUUGGCGACGGUAGCACCUACGUCACGUACCGCAACAGCCUCAUCAUCGCCGCUUUGGGAGUCCCCGGCGCCCUCCUGGGCGGUCUGCUGGUCGAGGUGCCUCGGAUCGGCCGCAAGGGCGCCCUGUCCAUCAGCACGGUACUGACGGGCAUCUUCCUUUAUGGCAGCACGACAGCGGUCAGGAGCGACGCUCUCCUGGGCUGGAACUGCGGCUUCAAUUUUGCUAGCAAUGUCAUGUAUGCCGUUUUGUACGGCUACACCCCAGAGCUGUUCCCCACACCGCAACGUGGAACUGGAAACGCCCUCGCUGCCACGUCGAACCGCAUUUUUGGCAUCAUGGCUCCCAUCGUCGCCAUGUUUGCCGACCUGAGGACAGCAGCUCCUGUCUACACCAGUGGAGCUCUCUUCCUCGCCGCCGGCGUCAUCGUAUUGCUGCUUCCGUUUGAGUCGAGAGGCAAGGCUGCGCUUUGAGGACCUGUGCGAUAUCACCAACCCGUGCUUGGGAUUUCAUUACUAUGGCUUAUGACUAUCAUCUAUCUCUACGAUGUAGCUCUAAACGAUACUCGCGCUGAAGUCAGACGCGAGAUAGAUGGAUUAACAGAACGAAUAUGGCAGUUUAGGCCGCCCACUCCAUUCCGAUCGCAU
Molecule: messenger RNA, 2538 nt
Organism: Gaeumannomyces tritici R3-111a-1
Lineage: Eukaryota; Fungi; Ascomycota; Sordariomycetes; Magnaporthales; Magnaporthaceae
Product: membrane transporter
Exons: 3
Coding region: 958-2364 (468 amino acids)
Biological process (GO): transmembrane transport
Molecular function (GO): transmembrane transporter activity
Source: RefSeq, a predicted model, not a curated record